AUUGAAGAAGCGUUGGAAGGACAUUAGCUGGUUUCGAUGCGGCGCACACACGUUUCUUCUGACAGACACAUUCCCCUGAACCCUCGUUAGUCCUGCCUCUGUGACCAGUAUCACUAUAUUAUUAAGCUUACCGUCUUCAAACUAUAGUAGGUUAACGACGCCGCCAUGGGGUUUCUGCUGUCUAAAUCCAUGGACGAAAACAUUAGAAAGCAGCAGGAGUUCAUGCUGCACAACUCCAGGCUGCAGGUGAGUGAAGGUACACACACUCACAUAGUGUCAGGAGUCCUCCAACCGGUGGUCCCUUCCCCCUUUCUCUCUCUCUCCCCCUCGUUUCCUGUCACUCUGCAGAGGUCACUAUUACAGAGGAUGUGUGCACUCAUGUCUUUACUCCAUUAUGUAGACUGGGAGGCUGAGAGUAUCAUGGCAUCUGAACACGACCGUCUGGACAUGCCUCAAGGGACUCCAAGUUUCGAUAGCAUAGAGAAGGUCCGCCGCGCUCGAAGCAGCCUCAGCUCCCUCCUGGAGAAAUGAUGUGUUGAUUUGAGACAAAAUCAUAAUCGUCCAGCCGACGCAUUCACCCGAUCUGCUUUUGCUUAAUUAUGGAAAAAAUGUUUAUCAACUGCCUUUUUUGACGUUAUUGAGUCUAUGGUUUGCACUAAUUAUGUAUCAUGGACGUCAACUCAAAUUAGUCUCAAUAUUAAUGAAUAUGAAAUAAUGAUGUUGUUUUUGUGGUAAUUAUUAGAGGUGCAUCAGUAGCCAAGCACUUUGUGCUUUAUUUAUAUCAGAUGCAAAAUGCCAAUAAAAAUACUUGAGUUAGUUACUGUCGGUACACUGUCAGUACUGUAGUGUGUCAUAAAAAAUCUACAUUUGUAUUGAUUUCAUUUAACCAUUGUAACAUAAUCCACUCGGAGACUAAAGCACACUGAGACAAUAGCUGUGUCCCAAAUUCAGUCUACAUACUAAAUCUUUACAGUAUGUACUAAAUAUGUAUCGUGGUAUAAUACUUUACCACUUGGUACACAAAAAUACCAACAUACUUUUAAACUACAGGAAAUUACACAGUACAUAACGGAUGUCAAUCAAUCAUGAGAAGAUACUGCCAAUUAAACUUCAUAAAAAGACACCAAAAUGUUUUUGCUAUUUUGAUUUUAAUUAUUUUGUUUUGUUUCUCAAAGAUUUUUUGGAGCUGUUUCACCAGCAUUUACAAAUUAUUUAUUUAUUUAUUUUUCAACUUUGUGCAUUACUAAUGCACUCAAAAAUGGUAAAUUUAGUUUGCAUGCUGCAUGGUUUGUGUAUACUUUAUUUUGUCACUUUUCCGGCCUGUUAAAAAGCAGCAUAGACUCAUUAUGUAGUAUGGAGUUUGGACACUGCGUACAGUAUGUCUCAACAAAUUGUUUUAUGUGUAUUGUUAAUUAUGUUCUUAGUUAAAGUUGCAGGAAGGGAUGUUUGACCACUAGAGGGCAUAAAGACUCUUAAACACACUCACAGUAACAUAAGCCUUACAAAGUCUGAGCUUAACGAGGUCAUGUUUUAGCAAACAGUUGCCUACAUGCGGACACAAAGCAACAUGAAAAUCUCAUUGGCGUAUAUUUACUGGCUGUCUGACACGUACAAAUGCAAUAUUUAAAUGCUUUUAGCUCUAGUUCUAUUAACAGAGACACAUAUUGGAUAUUUGUGACAGCAGAAGAUUGUAAUUCCCUCAACCUGUUCAUUUGCUAAGGUUGAAUUUUAGUGCUAAGGAGCUUUAUGCCAAAGCUGUAGUUAGCACUGGUGCACCUGUAACUUUUAUUUUUAUUAUCACAGUAGUUUUCAGUGGAUUUAAAAUAUUACGAGGCACUAAUAUUUAUGCAUUCUGUAUUUACAAUCGUUUUAACUUUCGUUUGACAUCAUGGAAACUAUAUUUAUAAAUCCAAUAAACAGAAAUAUUGCUUUCUCUUA
Molecule: messenger RNA, 1938 nt
Organism: Morone saxatilis (striped sea-bass)
Lineage: Eukaryota; Metazoa; Chordata; Actinopteri; Moronidae
Gene: plgrkt
Product: plasminogen receptor, C-terminal lysine transmembrane protein
Exons: 4
Coding region: 166-531 (121 amino acids)
Source: RefSeq, a predicted model, not a curated record